Messenger RNA from Diachasma alloeum, 1982 nucleotides. Its product is annotated as ATP-dependent DNA helicase PIF2-like. The annotation marks the transcript as partial. Gene Ontology annotation, molecular function: DNA helicase activity. NCBI's taxonomy places the organism in Eukaryota, Metazoa, Arthropoda, Insecta, Hymenoptera, Braconidae. The transcript has a single exon. The record is from RefSeq and is a predicted model, not a curated record. Gene Ontology annotation, biological process: telomere maintenance; DNA repair.
AUGAAGAGGAAGCAGUUAAAGAUUAUUCGAUAUCGUAGAUACAAACUUCAACAAGACGAACAUAAUUAUUUUCGAGAACAAGUAUUAUUGUUUUAUCCUUGGAGGAAUGAAGAGGAUGAAAUAGAAAAUUCUGAUUGUCGAAGCUUGUAUCAUAAGAACAUCGAAAUAAUUGAAAAGAAUCGAAAGAAAUACUCUAUUAUCGGUGAUGAGGUAAUCGAUGAGGCUCUAGAACAAGCGAUGGAAGACAAUAAAAACAGACAUCGCGAAGAAGAUAUCGACUUUAAUAAACAUAGAGUUCCCAAAGAGCAAGAAGCUGAUAUCUUCAAUCAAUCAGGAGUAGAAAAUAUUGCAAAGAGAAUGAAAACACGUUUUACGAAACCACCAACAAUAACAAAGGAAGAAAUGUUUCUCUUGUUGGAUACACUGAAUACUUUACAACGACAAAUCGUUAUCCAUAUCCUGAAAUGUUUCAAAACUGAUGACCUACCCUUAAGACUAUUUAUCAGUGGGUCAGCAGGAGUAGGAAAAACUAGAGUCAUUAAUUGUAUCUAUCAGUUACUGUCUCAGUAUUUCGGUGAAAUUCCGGGAGAGAAGAAUGACUUACCAUUGAUUUUAUUAUGUGCGCCAAGUGGAAAAGCUGCUCAUCUGAUUGGGGGCGUCACAUUGCAUACUGCUUUCGCAUUACCGAUCACAGAAUAUGGGGGACAGAUGCCAGAAUUAUCGGCGGAUGUAGCAAAUACAAUUCGAUCAAACUUAGUAGACUUACAACUUUUAAUCAUCGAUGAAAUUUCUAUGGUUGGAGCGAACAUGCUAACGCGAGUAGAUACCCGAUUGAGGCAAAUUAUGGGUAAAAAUGUCUCAUUUGGAGGAAUCUCUGUCAUUCUCAUAGGCGAUUUGCAUCAGUUGCCACCGGUAAAAGACAAACCCAUAUAUUCUCCGCCUAAUUCUGGACCUCUAUCCGCUCUCUCAGAUAUACUGUUGUGGGAAGAAUUCAAAUUCUUUGAAUUAACAGAAGUGAUGAGGCAAAAAGAUGACAAAAUAUUCGUUGACGCUCUGAAUAAUUUAGCUCGUGGAAAGAUGACCGAUGAGGACGUAUCUCUCAUUCGAAAUAGAGAAGUAUCAGAAGGAGAAGUGCCCAAAGAUGCUAUCCGAUUAUAUUAUGAAAAUCAGCAUGUUGAUCGUUAUAAUAACUCAAAAAUCAAUAGCCAUCCAGGGCAAUGUUAUCAAGCUAUUGCUGACGAUCAGUUUUUGGGUAGUGCAUCAGAUAAAUACAAAAGAAAAAUGCUCAAUUCAGUCAAAACAAAUCACAGUCAGAAGAAAGAGCUGAGAAUGUUACAGUACAAAAUCAAACUCAAGUAUGGAAUAAAGUACAUGAUAACAUCUAAUGUAAAUAUUUUGGAUGGUCUCGUAAAUGGUUCGUGUGGAGUAUUAGAACAUAUAACGUUUUCUUCAGGCUCAGAAGUUCCGGAAAAGGUAUGGAUCAAUUUCAAUAAUCCAAAUAUUGGUUUAAACCAACAAAAACCGUUCUUACGUUAUAUGAUGGAACAUAAUAUCGAUGAGAGUUUGAUACCCAUUUCUAGAAUGAGUCUGCAGAUUUCUGGAAGUAGAGACAAUCACUAUCAAGUUAUGAGAGCACAAUUUCCAAUCGUUCCAGCAGAGGCUAUGACUAUCCAUAAAAGUCAAGGACAGACAUACAGCAACGUUUGUAUAGACUUGACGUUUGGUAGCCGGUUAACUAGAGCGUUGCUGUAUGUAGCCCUUAGCAGAGUGUGCAGUUUGAGUAAUCUUUAUAUUUUAGGGAUCUUCAAACCACCGAAAGCUCCGGAUGUCAAUGAUCCCAUUAUCUGCGAAUACAAAAAACUAGAUGAAAGACGAUUGAAACUAUCUUACACAAACUUAAUCGACACGAAUGAUAUAAAAAUUAUUUAUCAGAAUGUGCGAUCAUUCAAUAAAAAUGUCGAGCACAUUCAAAGUGACGUUUG